This is a messenger RNA of Moneuplotes crassus, 702 nucleotides long. Lineage: Eukaryota; Ciliophora; Spirotrichea; Euplotida; Euplotidae. The record is from the annotation of a GenBank genome assembly.
UUUUCUGUCGUUCCCAACUGAUAUGGCAGACGAAAAUAAACAAUAAUAUCAAUAACUCAAGGAUUAAACUUCACUAUAAAACAAGCGGGUGGGGAGGAUACUUUUAGUAGUUUCUUCAAAAUGUAAUUAUAAAGCACAUAAAACCUAUAUUGUAGAGUUAAAGUUUAAGGAAAAGAUUAUGAGAUUUAUUCAGAGUGUUAGGAAGUCAAAAUUUUAUUCCAAAAUACUUAAUAUAAUAUUUCCAAUUCUCCUUAUUAUUUAUCAUAAAAAUGGCAAUAGGGCCUGAAUAGAUUUCGUCACAAACUCUACUGAUUUGCUAUUUGUAUUUAAAAUUCCUCAAAAAGUAGCCACAUAUAAUUACCUUAAUAAAUGGGUUUUAUGAUUCUAUAAAAUCACUAUUUCUUCUCUAUUUAUAUCAAAAAUAGCAUAAUUUUACUAGUAACUUACCAGCUCCACAAAUUGUCCUUAAACUUGGCCACAAUAAUUUCAACUUAUGUUUCUUUUGGUAAGCCAAGAUUUUGGUCCUGAAUAUAAAUAGAAGUUCCUCCCUCGAGACAAAGCUUUUCUUAUUUUCACACGAAUUAUUGAGGCAUCAUUUUUAUGUAUGUUAUUGUAAAUAAAUUUCCUUUUCUUUUUUAAUAAUUAUUACACUCAGUUGCAUGAAAUUCGAUUAUUAUAAACAGAUAGACCUAAAGACACACU